AGGCGAGGGAAGGCACGACUUGACUCGACGUGAGGGAGAAGAAUGGCACGUGUGCGUAUGUGGGAUGUGGUAUGGGUGGGUAUGGUGGUGGUGGUGUGCAUGGGCGGGCUGAAGCUCGCACUGGUGCCGAGCUACGCCUCGACCGACUACUACGUCCACCGCGCAUGGCUCGCCCUCACCCAUACCACGCCCAUGGCCGAGUGGUACACCGAUGCCACCUCGCAGUGGACACUCGACUAUCCGCCGUUCUUUGCCUGGUUCGAGUACCUCCUCUCGCUUGCCAUGCCGUACAUCGAGCCGUCGCUGGUCGUCAAGAUCGACGACGCCGGCGCCGCAGAGCUCGACGCGGCCUCACCCCGGGCCAAGAUCGUCCAUCGCGCCACAGUCAUGGUCGCCGAUCUGGUGCUGGCGCUAGGCGCGGUGUAUGCGGUGUAUGGCUUUUGGUACCCGUAUCCGCCGCGGUCGUUUGCAAAGGUCGAGACCGUCGACGACUCGGGCACUGCCGGCGGCAUCCGCGGCGGCGGCGGGGUGGCGGCCGGCGGAAGCUCGAUCUGGUCGUCGCCGCAGGCUAUCUCCCUCGUUCUCAUUCUGGGCUCACCGGCGCUGCUCCUGCUGGACCAUGUUCACUUUCAGUACAACGGCAUGCUCACUGGCUUGCUCCUCCUCUCGAUCGGCGGCGUGACGUCGCGGUCAGGCUACGCGCUGACGGCGGCGGCGUACGCGGCGCUGCUCGGCUUCAAGCAUCUCUAUCUUGUUCUGGGGCUUGUCUACACCGUUUUUCUCUUCAAAGCCGUUGUAGUGCAGCCGAGGGCGUCGCUCGGCUCUAUCUCCCUCGCGCGGUUUGCGAUCCUUGCUGGCAUUGUUGUGGCUGUCCUCGGUGCUGCCUUUGCUCCAUUUGUGGCUGCCGGAUCGGGGUGGGCCAUGCUUGAGCGGCUGUUCCCGUUCAAGCGAGGCCUUGUGCACGCGUACUGGGCACCGAACGUGUGGGCGCUCUACUGCGGCGCUGAGGUCGCGCUCUCAUCCGGCUCGGCAACGCGGCUCACAUCGGGCCUUGUGGGCGAGGGUGCGUUCUCGGUCCUGCCGAGCAUAAGCCCCGGCACGACGGCAUUGCUCACGGUGCUGGCCAUGCUGCCGUCGGUGGCCAAGGUCUGGCUGACGACGCCUGCGGGCGCGCUCGUCGCCGCCCCCCGCGGCGAUGCAGCGCGCUUCCUCCGGUACCUGCAGCGGCCGGCGAUUGUUUUUAUCCACGGCCUCGUCGAGGUCUCGCUUGCCUCAUUCCUCUUUGGCUGGCACGUCCACGAGAAGGCGCUCAUUGUACCGCUCAUUCCCCUCGCAGUCCUCGCGCCGACCUCGCCGCGCUACGCCGGUAUGUUCACCUUCCUCCAGGCCGUCGCGCACGUCGCGCUCUUCCCGCUCUUCCCGCCGGGCGUGCUCACCCCGCUCAAGAUCGGUGUCAGCGUCUGCUACACACUCUACAUCUACGCCAUGCUCUCGCCCGCUCUGCCGAAGCUGUACGUGGCGUAUCUCGUCGGCCUUGUUCCCAUGCUAGGCUUUGCCUACCUCGUCGCUCCGCUCGCCCUCCCCUCGCUCGUCUUUCUCCCGACCAUGGCCAUCUCGCUCUACUGCGCCGUCGGUGUCGUCAUGGCCUACCUCUGGAUCCUGCUGUACUAGCUUGGCCAGCCCGUGAUCGUUGAUCAUCAAUCAGGU
This is a messenger RNA of Thecamonas trahens ATCC 50062, 1707 nucleotides long. RefSeq names its product dolichyl glycosyltransferase. The record is from RefSeq and is a predicted model, not a curated record. The transcript has a single exon. Gene Ontology annotation, biological process: protein N-linked glycosylation. Gene Ontology annotation, molecular function: dolichyl pyrophosphate Glc1Man9GlcNAc2 alpha-1,3-glucosyltransferase activity. Gene Ontology annotation, cellular component: endoplasmic reticulum membrane. Bases 43 to 1671 code for a protein of 542 amino acids. NCBI's taxonomy places the organism in Eukaryota, Apusomonadida, Apusomonadidae.